AUGGUGCAGAAGUACCAGUCCCCGGUCCGUGUCUACAAGUACCCGUUCGAACUCGUCAUGGCGGCCUACGAGAAGCGCUUCCCCACCUGCCCGCAGAUACCCGUCUUCCUGGGCAGCGAGGUCCUGCGCGAGUCCCGCAGCGCCGACGGGGCGGUGCACGUGGUGGAGCGGAGUUGCCAGCUGCGCGUGGAGGCCCCGCGGCUGUUGCGGAAGAUCGCGGGCGUGGAGCACGUCGUCUUCGUUCAGAGAAACGUCUUGAACUGGAAGGAGAGGACGCUGCUCAUUGACGCGCACAACGAGACCUUUGCCAGCCGCGUGGUGGUCCGCGAGAACUGCAGCUACACGGUCCACCCCGAGAAUGAAGACUGGACCUGCUUUGAGCAGUCCGCCUCCCUUGACAUCCGGUCCUUCUUUGGCUUCGAAAAUGCCCUGGAGAAGAUCGCCAUGAAGCAGUAUACAGCAAACAUCAAGAGGGGGAAGGAGGUGAUCGAGCAUUACCUGAACGAGCUCAUCUCCCAGGGUAUCUCUCACAUUCCCCGGUGGACACCUGCCCCCGUCCGAGAGGAAGACAUGCGCACCCAGGCUGCACCGUGGGACCCGGACCCCCCAGAGGCCGGCAGGUGCAGCAGCGCUCUGGGCCUGGCUCCCGAGACAGCCGCUGUGGACGGGGACAAGCUGGACGUGGACUACAUUGAGCGGUGCCUGGGCCAGCUUACACCCAUGCAGGAGAGCUGCCUGAUCCAGCUGCGGCACUGGCUACAGGAGACCCACAAAGGCAAGAUUCCCAAAGACGGGCACAUCCUGCGGUUCCUGCGGGCUCGAGACUUCCACCUGGACAAGGCCCGCGACAUGCUGCGCCAGUCCUUGAGCUGGCGGAAGCAGCACCAGGUGGACUCUCUGCUUCAGACCUGGCGGCCCCCUGCCCUGCUGGAGGAGUUCUACGCGGGCGGCUGGCACUACCAGGACAUAGAUGGCCGCCCCCUCUACAUCCUUCGCCUGGGCCAGAUGGACACCAAAGGCUUGAUGAAGGCGGUGGGGGAGGAGGCGCUGCUGCAGCACGUGCUUUCUGUCAACGAGGAAGGCCAGAAGAGGUGUGAAGGCAACACAAAACAGUAUGGCCGUCCCAUCAGCUCCUGGACCUGCCUCGUGGACCUGGAGGGGCUCAACAUGCGGCACCUGUGGCGGCCGGGGGUGAAGGCGCUGCUGCGGAUGAUCGAGGUGGUGGAGGACAACUACCCCGAGACCCUGGGCCGGCUGCUUAUCGUGCGGGCCCCCCGCGUCUUCCCCGUGCUCUGGACACUGAUCAGCCCUUUCAUCAACGAGAACACCAGGCAGAAAUUCCUCAUCUACAGUGGCAGCAAUUACCAGGGCCCCGGGGGCCUCGUGGACUACCUGGAUAAGGAGGUGAUCCCCGACUUCCUGGGGGGCGAGUGUGUGUGUAAUGUCCCUGAAGGAGGACUGGUCCCCAGGUCCCUCUAUCUGACGGAGGAGGAACAUGAACGUGCCGACCAGUUGCGGCGGUGGGCUGAGACCUACCAUUCGGCCAGCGUGCUCCGGGGCACCCCCCAUGAGGUUGCCAUGGAGAUUCUGGAAGGGGAGUCGGUCAUCACCUGGGACUUCGACAUCCUGCGGGGGGACGUGGUGUUUAGCCUGUACCAUGCCAAGCACACACCCACGCUGGGUCCCCGGGAGCAUGGGGCCAGGGCCGGCGGGCAGCUGGUGGACAAAGGCUGGGUCCUGGGCACAGACUACAGCCGCGUGGAGGCUCCCCUCGUCUGCCGGGAAGGGGAGAGCAUCCAGGGCUCCCACGUGGCCCGCUGGCCUGGCGUCUACCUGCUGCAGUGGCAGAUGCACGGGGCGCCCGGCAGCGUGGCCUGCAGCCUCCCCGGCGUGGACGAUGUCCUGACAGCCCUACACAGCCCCGGCCCCAAGUGCAAACUGCUCUACUACUACGAGGUGCUCACAUCCAAGGACUUCAGGGGCUCCAUGUCCAGCCUGGAAUCCUGCACCAGUGGCUUCUCCCAGCUCAGCGCGGCCACCUCCUCCUCCUCCUCCGGCCAGUCCCACAGCAGCUCCCUCAUCUCCAGAUAG
Molecule: messenger RNA, 2091 nt
Organism: Trichechus manatus latirostris (Florida manatee)
Lineage: Eukaryota; Metazoa; Chordata; Mammalia; Sirenia; Trichechidae
Gene: SEC14L5
Product: SEC14 like lipid binding 5
Exons: 15
Coding region: 1-2091 (696 amino acids)
Cellular component (GO): cytoplasm
Source: RefSeq, a predicted model, not a curated record